Molecule: messenger RNA, 2967 nt
Organism: Geosmithia morbida
Lineage: Eukaryota; Fungi; Ascomycota; Sordariomycetes; Hypocreales; Bionectriaceae
Exons: 5
Coding region: 1-2967 (988 amino acids)
Biological process (GO): nuclear division
Cellular component (GO): nucleus; cytoplasm
Molecular function (GO): mRNA binding
Source: RefSeq, a predicted model, not a curated record
AUGAACAAGUUGGCAAACAUGCGGCAAUGGGGCGAGAGGAUCGGUCCCAAUUUCGUCAUGGGUCGUCCCAACGUGCCCAUGAACGCCGCCGCCAUCAACGGCAACGGCAACAGCAGCAAUCCCCCUCCUCACCCUAAGAACAUGCCGCAGGCCGGUCCAUCGCUAAGCCCCCCGCACGCCGCCGACAGCACCAUCCACUGCUCCUUUACCGUGCCCUUCGCUUUUGACCUCGCCGGCCCCAACACCGAGGACAUUCUCCACGCCACCACCGACGCCGUCCUGCGGUGGACGCAUUCAGAGGAUGCCCCCGACGACGUCGAUGUCCACGAGCUACCCAUCCACGUCGAGUCGCUCAACGCCCUCCGGAGGCUCUGCAGGGAUCUCUCAGCCGGUCCGCUGCCCAUCGAGGCCUAUGUCGCUUCUCUCCCCGCCGCCAACGGAAAGGGCGGCCAGGUCACCACCGUCUGCCUUUCGGGCUCCCCGGAUCUGGUCCACAAGAGCCGAGAGGCCAUCUUCAAUGAUACCCCCAUCUCCAUGCGAUGCACCACCAUCGAUGUCGAUGGAAAUCUCGUCUGUGACCUGAAGGCUGGUAAACUGAGGGAUGGAGUACCCGAGACCCUCGACUACAUCUCCAAGUUCUGUGGCGUCGAUAUCUUCCUGCUCGGCCCGAAGCUGACCCCCAUGGUUGACGGCAUGACGGGCGAGGCCGAGAUGCGUAUGGAUCAGCGUUGGAGAGUGGCCAUCUACGGAGACCCUCUGUCGUCUGAGCACGCCAAGGUCCGCGUCCUCAUCCACAUAGACACUCUGCUCGGACGUCAUGUCGACUCCAUCAAGCUCGACCAGUCGCUCCACCAGAUCGUCUGCGGUCGCCACCGUAAGAAUAUCAAGCACAUCGAGUCCUCGACCAACACGGCCGUCUACUUCCCACCUCUGCUCUCCCAGAUGUACCGAUAUACGCCGCCCAACGCCAGCCGCAGGGACCCCACAGACAUCUUCAUCACCGGUGACACCCCCGAGGCCAUCCACGAGGCUAAGCAGAAGUUCCACGACAUUGCCUCCCGUAUCAGGCUCUACAUCAAGGAUGUCACCCUCCCGGCCGCCAAGAUUGACAGUAUCCUGCUUGACCGCACCGAAAAGAUCCGCAAGAUCCUGGAGGCCAACGGCACCUACAUCAUGUUCCCUGCACUGGGCACUCAGCGAACCACGAUUCGUGUCCAGGGUAGCGAAGGUCUUCCUGUCGAGCGAACCGUCCGAGAGCUGAUGAACCUGGCUGGCCAAUUUUAUGUCGCCGGGUGGUACGUCCAGCAGCCUGAGCCCCGCCAGAUCCCCGCCCCGGCCGAUGUCAGGGCCAUGCUCAGCGAGAUCUGCAGCAGCUCCGGUGCCGAGUUGAUGUUUGACAAGAUGAGCUUCCAGGUUACGGGCUCCGACGACGCCGUCAAGUCCGCCCUUGUGGUCAUCUCCGAUCUCAACUUUGUCGUUCAGGCUCAGUCGCAGAUUCGCGUCAAGAUUGAGCUCGCUAACGAGCAUAAGGAGUUUGUCAGCGGCAAGAAGAAUGGAAAGAUCAACAAGAUUAUGGGACAGAGCAACGUCCAGAUCAUCUUUGAUGGCUUCAACGAGUACAACUUCAACAUUGAUGUCAUGGCCACGAGCUACGACGCCAUGAAGCAGGGCCUCACCCUGGUCGAGCAGGAGAUGCCUGCCUCCAUAUCCUUCCAUGUACCCGACCAGUACCACAAGCGCAUCAUCGGCAUUGGUGGCCAGCACAUUCAGAGAAUCAUGAAGAAGCACUCUGUCUUUGUCAAGUUCUCCAACGCUAUGGACAGAGGAGGCAUGGGCCGCGAGGAUGACGACAUCAAGGUCGACAACGUCAUCUGCCGCACCCCUGCUCGCAACGCCCAGAACCUCGACGCUGUUAAGAACGAGAUUCUCGAGAUGGUUGACCGAACUGACUCCGAGUACACCUCUCAGGUUGUCAACAUUGACCGCCUGUACCACCGCCAGCUAAUCUCGCGCCUCCACGAGAUCGAGGCCCUCGAGCAGAAGAACAACUGCAAGAUCAACUUCCCCAGCACCGAGCAGGCCAGCGACGAGGUCACCGUGACAGGUCCCCAGUGGCAGGUCCCCCACUGCGUUGAUGAGUUCCUCGGCAUGGUGCCGGACCACCACGAACUCGUUCUGGCCAAGACGGAAGAGCUGGUCAAGUUUAUCGAGAGCCCCCCCUUCACCGAGGAGCUGAUUGGCAAGCUGAAGAACCAGCACGAGGUCGAGGUCAACGUCCGAGAACAGUCGGACGAGGUCACCGAGGAGGGCGGUCCUACAAUGACCCUCCGCUGGGGAUUCACGCGCAACAAUGCCGGAGGCCUGCGCGAUGCCGUCGACUUUCUGAUGGAGCAGCUGACCAACUCUGGGCUGGAGGUGACCGUUGUCAAGGGUGCCCUCCCGCGCCCCAAGUCGGACUCUUUCGAGGACAGCCUCCAGUACUUUGACUCGAAGCUCCUGCAACACGCACCCUCGGCCUCGGCCAGCGACACCCAGACGACACCGGCCUUUGGCGACGAGAUUGCCAGGGAGCGUAGCAGCAUCCUGGACCGCUUGCGUAAGCCUGGAGGCAUGACGUCGAUCUCGUCGUUCCUCGACCGUCGCAAGAACAGCUCCCGCUCGCCCAAUGGUAACUUCUUCAAGGGCUCCAGCAACGUGUCCAAGUCGUCGCUCAUCUCGAUCGAGUCUGCUCGCAGCUUCAACGCCGACCGCAACCCCUGGAACGACAGCGGCGUGAAUCUACCCGACGACGACAACCCCUGGGCCCCGAGGCCCCUGAGCAAUCAUGUCGAUGGCAAGCUGACCAUCCCCGUCCCCGGGGACGCCACCCCCCGUCACCACACCCGCAUUUCCGGCGACAGCGGGCGCCCUUCUACGUCUCAUUCUUUCAAUUCUGGAUUUUCCGGACCCAUCGGUCCCUUUCGUUAG